Molecule: messenger RNA, 1128 nt
Organism: Pollicipes pollicipes
Lineage: Eukaryota; Metazoa; Arthropoda; Thecostraca; Pollicipedomorpha; Pollicipedidae
Exons: 7
Coding region: 1-1128 (375 amino acids)
Source: RefSeq, a predicted model, not a curated record
AUGACCGUGCGGCGUCCCAUGCGCCCUGGUCACCUGGCCACCUCCGUUUGUGACCAGCCCGUGAGAAACAUCACUUUGACUGCUCUGAGCGGCGUAUUGGAGGCCCCUGAACAGACCAACUGGACUCACCUACCCGACUACGCGCUCAACACGGAGAUCCUCUGGACGCUGGACAUUCACGCCUAUCACAUCAACAUCACUGUGGAGCAGCUGGAUCUGGAGCCGACAGCUAACGACUUUAUCAUAUGCGGCUACGGGAGUGGACCCUGGGACUCCGAGCCCGCUGGUGACCUGCUCACCGGCGUGUUCAGCACCAGGAAGUACCACAUUCCGGGCGGAAAUGCGUUCGUAUACUUCCUGUCGGGGGGCCACGCCGAGCCCCGAACACCGUUCAUCAUCAGCUACGUCGCAGAGGAGAUCGCCGGCUCAACCACCACCGUGUCGAGCACGACGGACAAGAACCACCCGCCGACGCCGAGCGACCGCUCGUUCGACCUGGCCGUGUACGUGACGGGCACCGAGCCGCGCCGCUUCCUCAACAGCUCCACCGGCGCCACCGCGCAGCUGCAGGAGCAGCUCGCCCACUUCACCAACAUGUACCGGAUCGAGUACAACAUCAACACGUGGCGGCCAGUGCACGCCGACGACAUCCGGUUCGAUUUCUGGAGCAUGUGCGACUACUCCUCCGGCUGGGUCAAGCCCGAUCCGACGUGUUUCCGGCUGACGUGGUAUGUGGAGAUCGUCUCGGAAGACGGCGACUGGGUCUUCUUCACGGACGACCUGGUCCAAGUCAUCGUCAAGUUCGGUGAUAAGAUCAACAACGCGCUCAAGUACAAGGUGUCCUUGUACCUGGAGGAAAUCAAUGAAAAGUGGUGGUAUGGCAUUGCUAUUGCUGUCCCUCUCGUCCUCCUGGCCGCAUUUCUACUGUUUGUUUUCUUCAGCCGCUCAACCCCGUCCAGGAAAAGAGACCAGCCGUCAGACAGUAUGGACAUGGACGAUGGCUGUCUGGCGGACGACGUGAUCGCUGGGAAGGACGUCACCGCCAUCUCUCGGGAAGUGAAGACGAUUCCCGAGGACAAAGACAAACAGCUGCGCGACAUCUUCAACGACGAUGACUACCAGGACUAA